AUGGCCCGCGGUAACCAACGCGACAAGGCCCGCGAGGCCAACCAGAAGAAAAUGGCCGCCCAGAAAAAGGGCAACUCCAUGAGCGGCACCGAGAUGCAACGCGCCAAGGAAUCGGCCGCUGAUAUCAUGCGCCAGAAGCAGGCUGCCGGUACGCCAACCCUCCCGGCCGUCCCGCCUCUGCUCGUCCCGGCCGUGCGCAUGCUGACCGGAUUCUCUCGCAGCCGAGGCCAAGAAGGCCGAGGCGGCCAAGAAAUAAUCUCAGUCACCCUCCGAUGGAUACCUCUUCGCUGCAAGUCGAACCACCGUGGCGACGAUGGAACCGAAUAUGACCCCAUCUACUCGUGCUAUGGGGGACUCGAAUCUUGGAUAUUUCGAUCAGACGAACCGCGUCAUUGCCUGCUUGUUGGCUCAGCAGCAUACCAUAGGCGAAUGAACAUGUUCUCUUCUUGCCGCUCAAUCGUCGCCUACCCUGAACAGCCGUGA
Molecule: messenger RNA, 483 nt
Organism: Drechmeria coniospora
Lineage: Eukaryota; Fungi; Ascomycota; Sordariomycetes; Hypocreales; Ophiocordycipitaceae
Product: 4F5 domain protein
Exons: 2
Coding region: 1-483 (160 amino acids)
Source: RefSeq, a predicted model, not a curated record